AUGGCACCACCUCGUCAUCGUAAUCGGACUCCGGAAACGCCCACAAAUGAACAGCUAGCUCAGAACCCUCAGCAUCUCACUCAGAUUACGCAGACGCUAAGCAACGCCCUCCUCCACAACAACAAUAAUCCUCCUCCGCCGCCACCGAAUGCGAAUCGUGACGUUGGCCGACAAGUCUCAGGCCAUCGACCUUCCGUCUUUGCCGGAGAAGAAGACCCCGCAAUCUUGGAAGAGUCGGUCCGAACGCUGGACAAGAUCUUCUCGGUGGUAGGAUGCCCGGAAGAGCGCCGAGUUGAGUUACCCACUUUAUACUUCAGUCAUGAGGCAGACUUGUGGUGGGUCCACGAAGGACCGGGUUGCCAAGAAGAGUCAAGGUUUUGUUGGGAAAGAUUGAAGGACAAGCUCCGUGAGCGCUUCUAUCCCUCGCAUGUCCAGGCGGCUUUGUACGAGGAGUUUCUUCAUAUCAAGCAAGGGGCUUUGAUUGUGGUGGAGUACCACAAAAGGUUUUUGAAGCUGUCUUGUUUCACCCAAGUGUUGGUCCCUACCGAGGCCGCUCUAGUGGAAAAGUUUGUGGCUGAGUUUAAUUACGAGGCAAGGAAGUCCCUAAUGGUGUUCAAGCCAAGGACGCUUGAAGAAGCCUACUCCAGCGCGGCGAACUUGUUCCGGAUCCAACAAAUGCAAAGGGGGUCAAGUGACCAAACCAAGAGAAGGAUUGAGUGGAGUGGAAAUCCGAACUUCAAGAGGGCAAUAGGUGACUACAACUCUAAGGUAACCUAUUCACAAGGACAAGAGGCAUCAAGGACACAUUCGGAGGCUAGGAGGGGACCGGAUUUAUGUAGGAGAUGUGGUAAGGAGCAUGUUAGGAAGGAUUGUCAAGGAAACCCACUUCAAUGCUUCAAUUGUGGGAGAAGAGGACACAAGGUUUGUGCUUGCCCCUACCCAGUCGAGCAAGGCGGACCACCCCAGCAUCACCCUAGUGCAAGAACCCCUGCCGCCGAUUCCUCCAGCCCAGCCGUCCACUGCCCGUCUGUUGCUCGUCAUCGCCGCACCCAGCCGCCGCUGUCAUGCCUUCGACCCACCAGAAAGAGAAGAAGAAAAAGAAAGGGAAAGAAAGGAGAGUUCAAGCCUCUAUUUUUUGUUGAAGUUUUUGCAUCAUGCCUAAGAAGACGAGUAUCCUCAAGAAGGUAG
Molecule: messenger RNA, 1188 nt
Organism: Ipomoea nil (Japanese morning glory)
Lineage: Eukaryota; Viridiplantae; Streptophyta; Magnoliopsida; Solanales; Convolvulaceae
Exons: 1
Coding region: 1-1188 (395 amino acids)
Molecular function (GO): zinc ion binding; nucleic acid binding
Source: RefSeq, a predicted model, not a curated record